Molecule: messenger RNA, 561 nt
Organism: Protopolystoma xenopodis
Lineage: Eukaryota; Metazoa; Platyhelminthes; Monogenea; Polystomatidea; Polystomatidae
Source: the annotation of a GenBank genome assembly
AUGUUCCGCUAUUUCGGAUCUUUCAGUGUCCAUGCUUCUGCAGAGUCUUUGGUGUUCCUUGAUUCGUGGGCUGAUUUUUAUUCAUCUUUCACCGGUAUACUUCUGUGCACAGUUACCGCAUUUGAUGCGAUAAGCUCCCGAGUAAUCCAGUUUGUCCUUCUGCUCGUGUUGCGUCGGCAGACUGUUGAAAAGUGUCGUCUUCUCCACCUUCAUCACCUCAUACGAAAUAUAAUCAACGAGUUUCAUAUAUCUGAUUUGCUGGAGACUCAGAUACCGCGUCUCUGCGACCGCAUCCUUCAACUGGCAGCAACCACGGUUGGUCCGAUGCGCCAUGUUCUGUGGCCCUUCGUUCUUGAGCUGCUUGUACCGGCAGAGUGCACCGAUUCAGUUGCAGCAAUCUGUCAAGUCAUCACCAACCUGGUCAAGGAGCCCUCAUACUCUGAAUUUGCCCUUCCUGAAACCUGCCUUGAGCCUGGUGGCCCGUUAGAAGACAGAGACUUUGCUCCCUUCAGGUUGCCACCAGAUAUGGCCAAAGACUUGAGUGAAUGCGGUGAGUUGUAA